AUGCUUCGAAUUUUUAUGCCUGAUUAUGCUCUUCAACUAGAAGUCCGGCGACAGCGUGAAAUACAAGCUACGCAUCAGGAUUUUUCGAUCGAGUUGGAGGAGGAGGGCCAGGAGGUGACGGAAUGCACACCGCAGUCGGAGGCUAACUCCGAGAUGUACGAUCAAUGGCUCAUGCUAAGCGACUUACCGCAGGAAGAAAUCGAAUGGAACCUGCGCACCUAUCAGAGUGAGCUGGCGAUGGCGGCCUGCCAAGGCGUCCCAUUGGUCGAGCAACAGCAACGCGCGUUUCAGGAUCUCUUCGAAGGGCGUCUGAUCGUCAUCGGCCUACAUGGUGCAUCGGCUAUCGGAGACCAGGACGACCGUAAAAAGCUUCUCCUCGGAGCCCACAUCACUGUCAUCACCCCUCAGUUGCUAGUCAACAUGCUACAAUCCGUGCGCCGCUCGGAGCGCAUCUACAUUUGCGACUUGACGAUGAUCAUCCUAGACGAGUGUCACUAUACGACAAAAGAGAGCGCAUAUAAUGUGUUGAUGGAUAUGGUCCAAGAGUAUAAGCAUGCAAAACCGCAGAUUGUUGGAAUGUCCGCCUCCCUGGGCACGGGCGACCAGCCACACAACGUCGAGCAAGUCUGCCAAUACAUCUAUACACUAUGCGGGGCGAUGGGCUGCCAGCAGUUGAGCACCGUGCAGAGGUACAAGGACGAGCUGAACAAGUUCGUGCCGAUGCCGGAGGAUGAAGUGAAGCACUGCACGAGGGUACGAGGGCCGCAUACUUUUUACCACACCCUCUGGGUCCAAACGGAAAACUACCAAUGGAAGGUUCAAUGUAUACUGAAGGAGCUCACCAAAAGCCCAGGAGCCGUCUUCAGCGAGCACGAAAUCGCGCUCGAUCAUGCCUUCAAAUGCGUGUCUCGCUACGUCGGCGUACUCGCGAACCUGUUGGACAAGACGACAAAGCAGAGCAAUUUGCCCACGCAGCUGCGAAUGGAUUUGAUCGCCGGAUUGGAGGUGUUGAGGAUUUGUGCCAACACUUUUCUCCUCGACGAGGUUAUGCCUUCCUUUUACGCAUGCGAAUAUCUAGUAAAGGCGUUCAAAGCACACGCCGGCGCCCACCAAUACUACAGCAGUUUUUGGGAGAAUGACUUCCAGGGACAACUCAUCGAAGCGAUCCGCAAGGAAAAAGAAGGGGAACUGAAAAUCCUCGUCGCCACCAAUGUCCUCCAAGAAGGUGUUGAUGUCCAAACCUGCAACCUCAUCAUCAAGUACAACGUUACCGGCAACGUCAUCAGCGAGGUUCAGAAGCGAGGUCGUGCUCGCGCCGUUGGCUCCAAGUCCGUGCUCCUCGCCGUCACCGAGUCGGUAGAGCAACGGGAGAUGGAGAACAAGCUCGGUGAAAUGUUCAUGGACCGGGCGGCGAAGAUCAUCUCCAGGUUGAACGAGACCGAGUUCACCGCCAGGUGCGAGCAAGCCCGCCAGGAGCGGAUUCAGCGCAAAGCACAGGAGCUGAUGGAGCAGAUGAAGCUGCAAACCAAAAACCUGGAGUGCACCUUAAAAUGUAUGAAUUGUGAGGCGACGCUUGGCCCCUCGAUGCAAAUGAGGGUAAUUAUGAAUUUGCACUACGUGCUCUGCCACGAAGAGAUCUGGGAGCGAAUUCUGUUUGAGCCGGAGAGAAGGACAAAGACCUUCGGCGACACAGCCCUCGUGCUCGGCAAGGCCAAAUGCGCAAAUAUUGUGGGCGAUGGGCCCUGUAAUCAGCACCUUGGUUAUGUGCUCAACGUACGGACGUCGUUGUUCUGGAUUCGUGGCAUCAACGAUGGGGAUUUGAAGCGCAUGCUUCGGCCGCUACCACAGAAGUUGAUGAGGUCGUUCGUGGAGGCAGAGGAGGCGCUGAAGCAAGAGAUGAAGCAACAAUUGUCUCGUCGUCGUGAGCGCUUGGCUAGAGGCCAGCAACCACUCCUGGAAUGGGACGACGAUUACGACACGAAAAGAAAUGAGAAUGAC
Mesorhabditis spiculigera is the source of this 1998-nucleotide messenger RNA. The record is from the annotation of a GenBank genome assembly. NCBI's taxonomy places the organism in Eukaryota, Metazoa, Nematoda, Chromadorea, Rhabditida, Rhabditidae.